AUUAUACUCUACUCUCCUUUCAUGGAGGUAAUAAAGUGAAAUGUUGACGGUGACAGCUGACGAUUUCCAGUUUGUCAUAUGAUAUUAGAUAUAUUAAGAUAUUUAGUUAUAUAGAUGCAGCAGAUAGUCCUUUAUUUCAAGAUCUAGAGAAACUUGAUAUUUAAGAAAAAAACAUUAAUAUGAAGAAUGUUCAGCUUUAUUAAGAUUUGAUCGAUAUGGCAGAUUCUCAAUUGCUCUCUGCACACAAAUGGAGGAACCUUGCUGGUUUCUGGACUCUGGGACUAUGUAAUAACUUUGCCUAUGUGAUUAUGCUGAGUGCUGCACAUGACAUCCUGAAAGAUCAAGAAGAAAAAACCCAGAAGGAUGAGAAUAUCACAACUACUCCCACCUCAACUAACGUGACAUACUUAGAAUGUAAUGAAAUCUCCACAGGGGCAAUUUUAUUGGCAGACAUCAUUCCAACUUUGGUGAUUAAACUGACUGCACCAUUUUUCAUUCUUCAUAUAAGUUAUAAAGUACGUGUUUUGGCAUGUGUGCUGUUUUCUCUGGCCAGUUUUUUGAUAGUGUCCUUUUCCACUGGAAUAUGGAUGAGUAUAUUAGGAGUUGUUUGUGCCAGUAUUAGUGGAGGUCUCGGAGAAACCACUUAUUUUGGAUUCUCCUCUUACUUUGAAAAAAAUGUGAUCUCUGCGUAUUCAUCAGGAACAGGUGGUGCUGGGAUAUUUGGUGCUCUCUCGUACGCGGGUCUAACAUCAGCGGGUCUGUCGCCUCGGACGACAUUACUUGUAAUGACCAUCAUACCUGCUCUUAUGUUUAUAAGCUUCUUCUUUGUGAUAAAGAAACCAAACAAAUUUUAUCAGAAGGAGUACAUAGUUAAAUACAGCGAAGACACUAGUAGCCUGUUAAAGGACUCUGAAGAUGCAGCUGAUAAGAUAAAAAGAAGACUCACAAUAAGAGAUAAAUUGCAUCUCCUUAAACCCUUGAUGAAGUAUAUGGUACCUCUAUGUGUGGUCUACAUAGCGGAGUACUUCAUAAACCAAGGGUUGUAUGAAUUGCUGUACUUUAAUGACAUCUGGCUGUCUGAAAAGGAACAAUACAGAUGGUAUCAAGUGGACUACCAGUUAGGAGUCUUUAUCUCAAGGUCAUCAGUCAAUGUGUUCAAAAUCAACAAGCUUUGGAUAUUACCUGUUUUACAGGUUGCCAAUGUAGCAAUACUCACAACACAAGUCUUUCUAAGAUUCAUCCCUAACAUUUGGAUCAUUUUUGUGAUUGUUCUAUUUGAGGGACUACUUGGAGGAGCUGCAUUCGUCAACACUUUCUACAAAAUUUCAGAAGAUAUUGAAGCAGAAUACAAGGAGUUCAGCCUCUCAGCAGCCACAAUAGCAGACUCUUUUGGAAUCACCUUAGCCGGCGCUAUUUCUAUUCCAACUCAUAACCAUAUAUGUUCUCUCAAUCUUAAAAUGUGAAUACCCACAAAAACCAGUAUUUACAUACAUUGUCAUGCUGUAUGUCUUUUUAUUUGCUGUUGAAAUCAUGAAAAUAUUGCAAACAAAUUAUUAUGCUUCAAAUCUUAUGUGGACAAGGUAUGGUAACUGCUGAAUCUGGCCCCUUAUUUGAUAUAAAAAUCAGAUCAGAGUUAAAACUGUGAUCAUUUGUAGUUAAGAACUUAAAUUGAUGUUUGUUUUAAAACCAGACAUAAAUUUGAUUUAAAGCACACAUAGAGGUCACAAGAGGGUGCAAAAAUAGGACGUUUCCCGAUUUUCCUCAAUUCUGGCAAUUUUGUCAAAUUUGAGAUACUUUUCACUUCGGAAAACAUAGAGCACAAGCUUGCCUAUCUGAGAUUUAUACACACAAGAUAUAUCUGAUACUAGUAUAUGAAAUAUAUAAAGUUGGUAGAUAGGCAAGCUUGUGUUGUAUGUUUACUGAAAGAAGAUAUGCCAUGUGGCAAUGCACUUUGAAAAAUUUUUUCAAAGUUAAAAUUAACUUUGAAAAAAUAUUCCAAAGUGCAUUAAGAAUGUACAUAAAUAUUUUUGCCAUGGGGACUUUUAACGCACUUUGAGAAAAAUAUGUAUAAAACAGAAAUUCUAUUCUUAGAUUUUACCAUCUUCCCAAGUCAAGGGUUUCUGAUCCGCUCCGCUCCACAUAUGAGAACUUAGUAAUUGAGAGAAACAUUUUAUAUUAAUUUUUUCUUUCUAAAAAUGUUUUAAUUUAUAUGUACUCAUUUAACCUCAUUGGGAACAAGGAGAAGACGACUAGAAGGUCUCUCAGCCCAACUGUUUUUCUUAUAGUCCAGGGCUCCCACUGGACCGAAAAUAUUUUUCGCCACUUUUCGCGACAAAAGGAAAGGCACACUUACAUCUGAUUUCUCGACAAUGCAAUGCAUUUUAUGUCAUUCAAUUUUUUUUUUUAUUAUUAUUUUAUCCAACACAGACAUUGUUUUAAAAUUGUAAUGUUUAAAGCUUUAAUUAUGGUAGUAUCCAUUUAGAAAAAAAGGGAAAAAAAAUUAUGGUGGAAUUAUACAAUUAAUUUGAUAUUGAAUAUCAGCCAACUCUUCACAGAAAAUGUCCUCUUGUUUAUAGUUUAUUUUUUCGCCUGGGAAGGGAGGGGUGUAUACAUUGAAUAAACAAAGGAGCUAACCAGGAAUACACAAAUUUUGUACAUGGUACAUCUAAAAAAAUUCAUUUUCGCCACUUAUGAAUAUCUUUUCGCCACUUUUGAAAAAAAAUUCGCAAUUGGCGACAAUGGCGAAUCACAGCUCGAGCCCUACUUAUACGUUGUUCAUAGCCGUCGGUAGAAAAUUGAAAGUGGACCCCCCAUCAAAGGUAAUUUCCAUUUUCUAAUGCUUAUGUAUCUAUGCAAAACAUUUGUGUUGCUAAGACCCCUUCCUGGUACCGAUGCCUAUGCUACACCCAAAUAUUAUGUAUUUGCAUAACUGGUAUGACGAAAACUUUCAAUAAAUUUUUAGUUUGCAUAUAAAAUGCAUGCAUACUGGAAAAAUUAAGUAGAGUAAAACAUUUAAGAGAGAAAGAAUUUUCAAAGUAUGGAAGAAUCAAAAUCGCUCACUUUCACAUCCUUAAGUGACCUCAUCACCAAAGAGUUAUCAAACAGGUUCAAUUAUUCAUCAUACCUAAGAUUUGCAAGAAUAUUGACCAAGCCAUACAUAUUUUUUCAAAGUGCGUUAAUAUGGUCAUUAUUAACACACUUUGAAAAGAAAUUUUAUUUUUUCAAUGUGCAUUGAUGUUGUCCCAAAUUUAACGCACUUUGAAAAAUUUUUCAAAGUGCGUAAUUUUUCAAAGUGCGUUGUAACAAUGCUAUUAAUUGAUUUGAUUAAAUUUGGAAAAACAUGAAAAAUUUGGAAAUUGACCUAUUUUCUGACCUUCCUGUGACCUAUGUGUAUCCCAUAACUUAGAGCCAAUACAAUUUUUAUGGCAUGAGUGAUCAGUGGUUUUUAAUUUAUAUACUGUUGCAUCAUUCUAAAAGACACAUCAAACAGGGGAAAAAGGAUCUUAUCCUAUUUUGUCAAUUAUUAAAAUAUAUGAGAUUACUAGUCUUCCUAUUGUAGCAGAUAUUUGAUGUUUAUUUGUUUUUUUUUUUAUUUCCAGGCAUUGUUAACUUGAACCUUCCUUUGAAAGGGAGGCACUUUACUUUAAUCAUGUUAUUAGUUUUAUGUCUGUUCAUCAUGUUCAUAGCACUUUUGUUCUAAUUUGCUUACUUAAAAUUGUUUCAAUUUUACACUUUCAGGCUCUGUAUAGAAAUACAAAAUUAAUUUUCUAAUAUGUUUGUUUAAUGUACCUCCAUUUGUCUGUCUAUGAACAGUUUUUAAUUGUGACACUGUUAUUCAGUUCCCUGAGCUUGUUACCUUUUCAAUUUAUUUCACUUAGAGUUUGGUUGUUAAGAUUACCAUUAAGGCAGGAUUCUUCUCUGGUUUCUGACUGGAUGAAAUAUUCAAAAUAUAUUUGCUUACAUGUCAUAUAUUUAGGUGUAAGAGAUUUAAAAGACCGUAUUUUUCUUUCCUCAACACAA
Molecule: messenger RNA, 4020 nt
Organism: Saccostrea cuccullata (small rock oyster)
Lineage: Eukaryota; Metazoa; Mollusca; Bivalvia; Ostreida; Ostreidae
Product: battenin-like
Exons: 15
Coding region: 216-1463 (415 amino acids)
Biological process (GO): regulation of intracellular pH; lysosome organization
Cellular component (GO): membrane; lysosome
Source: RefSeq, a predicted model, not a curated record